UGAUGACUCACUCUUGUUCAAGGAAUGGCCGAGCCACCAAGACAACGACAGGCCUGUAUUGGCUGUCGCGCCAUCAAGGCCAAAUGUCAACAGACAGAUACGCUUCAGGUACCUUGCACACGGUGCAAACGUCUCGCUCUGUCAUGCGAGUUUACGCGCCAGAAGCGUGGUCGGAAGUCAAAUGUCGAGCGUGAGCGGCUGCGCGAUCAACGAGCUACGCGAAGCGCUUCCCCUGUCCGGAGUGCGGCUUCGUUGCAAAGAUCCGGACCUCCAGCGAGCCAGCCUUCCGGGAGCGCCCUCGGAAGUGAGGCUAAGAUUAUGGCUAGGGCUCCCACUUUCAUGGCUGGCCUGUCGGCUUCGUCCAUCGAGCUGACGCCACGAUCGCCCGACGAGCCCUCCCUUCAGCAGUCACCUCUAAAGAUGCCUACCGUGGCGGGCACUCGCCGUCACCGAGUUGACGUGAGCGAAUAUCUCGAUCCUGGGGAACCCGAAGCUCUGUUGGACAUUGCGCCCGGCCGGCGGAGUAUGGAGGAUCCGCUCGCGUUAGGUCUGGUCAGCGUCGCGGAGGCGCGGGCUCUAGUUGAGCUCUUUCACCAACAUCUGAACCCUCCCUUGGCGCUCCUUGAUCCAGCAUACCACACGCUCGCUUUCAUGCACGAGUCGUCCUUUGCCCUUCUUACAGCCGUGCUCGCGGCCGCGUCCAAGUUCUUCCAUGGGCCUGAGACGUACAGGGCGCUUCUUGACCAUGCCCAAGUAUUGAUCAAUCGUGCUGUUGCAGAGGGUCAUUGCGAGAUUGGCAUGAUCCAAUGUCUCAUGGUGCUGAGUCACUUCAAGGACACACGUGAUCGUACAGCAUGGAUCAAGAUAGGUAUGGCACUGCGGUUUGCGUAUCAGAAUGGACUCCAUAAGGCCCUCCAGGACGUAGACACACCACGAACAUCGGAAGGCGACCGCGCUCAACUAAAUCUCGAACGCACAUGGUUCUGCAUGUGUUGCUUUGACAGCACGUACAGCCACCUCUUCUUGCUUCCUCUCGCCAUCCCGGCAUCGCAGCGCGGCGAUGUUGACAGGUGGGCCCAUAAUCACUUGGGUCUCGGCCCGCCGUCCGACCUGCGCCUUGCAUGCAGCGUGGAGGCGCUCGACGUUGCUUCUCAGGUGCACGCGCUCAAGGUCAAUUCAACGACCAAGGAAUAUCGCGCCGCACUUCUGCCGCAGAUUCUGUCUCAGAUCGACCGACAUGACGAGAAAUGGUUCAAUGGUCGUUUGUGUAAGUGGGAGUUGUAUGAAAGCUCACAACGGCACGUAUGCCAGAGCACGAGGAGACAUCCAUCAAGGUUGGACUCUUCUCCCAAGGCCUCACUGUGCGGAUGAUGCUUAUCGACGACGACCUGGAUGCUGCUCGUCACAUUGCCGAAGGCUU
Messenger RNA from Cutaneotrichosporon oleaginosum, 1420 nucleotides. NCBI's taxonomy places the organism in Eukaryota, Fungi, Basidiomycota, Tremellomycetes, Trichosporonales, Trichosporonaceae. The record is from RefSeq and is a predicted model, not a curated record.